Molecule: messenger RNA, 4551 nt
Organism: Lachancea mirantina
Lineage: Eukaryota; Fungi; Ascomycota; Saccharomycetes; Saccharomycetales; Saccharomycetaceae
Source: the annotation of a GenBank genome assembly
AUGGAGCAAGACAUUCUGAACACCACAUCUGUCUCGAAAAGCGAAGACGUACCGUCGGAAACUGCUCCAAAAGUCUCAGACACAAAUAAGAAAGGAAAUGGAGAUGCCACUGCCUCUGUUGCGACCAGAUACCAAUCACCGGGUGAGAGGAGCCACCGUGCGACAAGUAAAACUGCACGCGGUAGCAGAUCGCCUGGCUCGCAUCCGAAUCAUUUGAACCCAGCUGUUGCACCAACGAGCAGGUAUAUGGGUGCUUUGGACUCCCACUCGAGUUCUGCGACUGCCCAGCACGCGAAUCCGCAUAUUUACUUCCAGCACAAAACAAGACCCAACGCGCCUUUCAACUCGCGGCUCAUUACGGGUAGAAAACUUAUAUACGACUCCCAAAGUGUUGAAACCCAUGAUCGAACUGCUUCAGGACUCGAUUACAGCCUUCAAACGGGCUCAAUUCCAGUUUUCCAGUUCAGCAGGGCUGACCUACCCGAGUUUCACGAUUUCUAUGGACAAGCGGAAGAGGUGGGCCGUCAAUUCGGGGCUGUUAAAGUUGUUAUACUGGAUGACGCCGACAACAAGACCGACAACAGAGCCACAGGUGAAAUUGAACCCUUUUUGUUGAACACAGAGUAUUUUUGGUUUCGCGCAAGAAGACAAGCUCUUGACUCUUCCUCGAAAGUGCGACAAAACAGGCUGAACUUUUAUCGGAACUUAUUUUACUUUCACAAAAACACAGAAACAGAUGAGGCUGGUGGUGAUCAUUUACUACAGGGGAAAAUUCCAAGCAUUGAAAAGCGUCCAUUGGAUUUUUACAGGCUGAGGCAGUGCGUGCGGUUGAGAGGAGGAUUCGACGUUGUCUGUCAAAAGAAACUAUGGGCCCAAAUAGGUCGAGAGCUAGGAUACUCUGGUCGAAUCAUGAGCUCCUUGUCUACUUCCCUCAGAGCUGCGUAUGCAAAGGUGAUCUUGACUUUUGACAGUCACGAAAAGAAUUUUUGUCCAAAGGACAAGUUCUGCAACUUUCUGGAAGAGGCCCAAAUUAUGCAAAAGCCUCCCAUUCUACUCUCAUCUGUGUCACCCAACCCUCAGAACCCCUUGAAACGUCCGAAUGAUGUGAGCGUUUUGUUUUCAGAGAGUGAGCAUGAAGUGACUAAAAAGAAGCAGAGACGUUCCUUCUCAUUGCCCGAGAUUCAUGGUUCCAGUCACGAAUACAUCCGAUUAAGAGAUUUAAAAGCCGUCAAGGGAUUUGACACCAAUUUCGAUAGUCUGACAGAGCCUCGGAAAAACCAGUCAGUAUCCCCAAAUGGAGAUAUCACCACUUGGAAGAUUGGUACUGAGCUCUACGACACGUCUUGUCAUGAAAGCGCAGAUGCGCCAAUAUACAAUCUUCGUCAGUAUCAUGAGAAAAGUCAAAGAUUUUAUGAGUUUAUUCAGAGAAAUUACGGAGACAAUCACGAGGAAUUCUUUCAAAAUAGUGACGCCACUCACGUAAGUGACUUUGAGAAACUAUAUUUUCGAUUGCUAGCAGAUAAAGCUGCUGAUUUUGAGGUCGACAGCGGUGUCGGUCUCUCUUCAGAAAUUCAUGGCUCAGCGUUUCAAUCUACACUCAAAAAUGGCAUUAGUUCCUCGUCUCCUUCACAAUCGUGGAAUGUCAAUGAACUUCCAUUUUGUGAAAAGUCCUUGCUACGGUUUGUUGACAUAGAUUACGGAAACCACUCAAAUUCAAAACUUGAUGUGGGUAUGCUUUUCUCAACUAAGGGUUGGUCAGUGGAGGACAACUUCAUGCCCUGUUUAGAUUACAAUCACGUCGGAUCCUCCCGGCUUUGGCACAUUAUACCUGGCAACGAUCUUCAGAAGUUUGAAGGUCUGAUAGAUAGGUUAAAUUCAGAAAGAUACACUGAGCCGGAGAUCAAAAGCGAUCCUGCGUUUGAGUGCUCACAGUUUUUUCAAGCAUAUGUGGAUACGAAUCCACUCAAUGAAACGCGAACUUCGUUGCCGCGGAAAAGUUUGCAUUUAUGGCCUCCCAACGCUAAAAGCACGAAAGGUAAGGCCUAUAUUGAUAAUGUCAAAUCCAAAACGUUGCCAGAUAACAUUCAACUUUCACCUUAUUAUCUGAGAUCUCAAGGUGUCACGGUCCAUACCGUGACACAAGAGGUUGGGUCUUAUAUCCUCAAAUAUCCACGUGCCUAUUCGUCAACAAAAGCCGUGGGGUUUCACGUUUCUGAAUCAGCACGAUUUGCACCUUCAUCGUGGUUAUUAAACGACGCAUUUGAUGGGGAAAGCUGGCUUACCGAUCGAGGUAUUUUACCAGGUUUGAACACCGCGCGGCUGGCUUUUGAAAUUGUUCACAGAUCGCACGACGGUGAGCUCGUCUCAAAGUGUGUCAAAAUGAUUGAGCAACGCGUCCAGCUAGAAUUGAGACAGCGUGAGGAAUUCAAGCAAAUUUUCACUGAUUCUGCGUCUCUGUUUCUGAACAAUUUCGAUUUCAUCUCAGAUCUUGAUGUGAGCUUGACCGGCUUUUCUAAAGUCAUGAUAUCAAAUGCUCUUGAUUCCUUUACUCUAUCGUUGUCACAGUUUUUGAUGUCACUAAGGAAGCAGAAUGGCAGCAUAUAUUUGUACGGCCAAGAUCUGAAUGGAGAUGAUAUCAGAAUCUCAUUACAUGUAAUGUAUUCAGACGCAAGUCUAGCCGAAUUGCUUAUUCAAAACACGACCUGCGAGCAACUGAUAACAAGGCUAAAGUCAGCAAUUGACCAAGAGCCAAACUUCUCAUUCGAUGCUUUUAUUAAGAAUAACUAUACCGACCAGCCUGUCCCGUUAGCCGAUAUCGAAACAGCGCUGGCAAAACUUAGCAUAGUUCGUGACUCUUCGAAUUUAUCGGUAAUUUGUGAGUAUAUGACAACUGUCUACGCGAUGGAGAGAAAAUGUGCUAUUUUAUUGACCGAAGUGCGUGAGGAUGCAAGAUGCUACGACGAUGUCAGUUUAGGAUCGGGUCUUGAUCUACAUUCUUUACCUCCUUCCCAAUGUCGACAUUCCGUUUCGGACUUUGUUUUACUUUCGGAGAAGUUAAAGCGACUUUCGAUUGAAGUACCCGCUUACCGAAGCAUUCAGCAGUACAUGACGAGAAUUCUUGAAUUCCAGAACCGGUGUGCGUCCGUUCUGAAGUUAAGGAAUUACGAAGAUCUCAAAGGCACUUACAUUGAGGGUUGGAAAUUGGGGAUUCGGAUGAAAUGUCACGAAUACGUUGCACGCGAGCUAUGCCAGAUUCAUUGGCUUGAUGCCUAUGAAUUUGUUGUCGGCUCUCCACGCUAUGACGCGGGAAAAUUUAACAAUUCUAAUGACUAUCAAGUGCGCUUUCUUCCCAAAUUCUUGGAGUUUGGCCUGAAAUGUCUCGAUUCGACACAUGUUGAUAAAAUAAAAUUCGUCAGGAGGAUCAUUUUAGAAACUCAAGACGUCGUCUCUCGAGUUGCGCAGAUAUUGAGAAAGAAAAAAGCUUGGAUAUCCGUAAAAGAAAUUGAAUAUAUUUCUAAGCGCGCCGAACUUCAAGAAAUCCCAGUCUCUGCUCAAUUUGUCGAUAUUUUGAAGAACAUUUUAGACUCUGUUACCAAGGCGAAAGCAGAGAUGGCGCCCGUGCUUAGCAGGCUUGGAAAAGAUGAGUCUUCAAUAAGCUCCUUUUGUCAGCUAAUGUCAAGUGGAUCGUUGGAAGCACUUGAUCUUCUACCACAGUUUAACGGCUCCGUAACUGAUCGGCGGCUCGGCAUAGAAGAGGUGCCCAAUGGACCUUUCUUUUCUACGUUUGUCAAAGAAGGAAAAGAUUGGAUGCAGAAACUGAGUUCUCUCGUUUCGCGUCGCAAUUAUCUGGCGAAAAUUAGCGAGAGCACAUUUGAAUGUUUGGAUCUCAGAGAGGAUGUCUACAGGGCCGAUUGGGCUUCACGUGUUGAUCGAGCCUACUGCUUUUGUCGGAGAGGCGAUUACGGAGGAACAAUGGUGGAGUGCGAGAUCUGCCGCGAAUGGUAUCAUGUUUCUUGUAUCAACAAGGGCAAAGGGUCUCCACCCAUCGAUGUGAACAACGUCUUUGUAUGUGCGAUCUGUGUUCCUGAACCAGCCACCUGUUUUGAGGUAGCUGACCCAAGACUAAACUUCAAUUCCUUGGUUACUCUCGCUAUGACAUCUUGCCAGCUAACACUGAUACCUGAUCGAGGUGUGCUCGCUGAUUUAUUUCAGUGUUUGGAAGCAGCCCUCCGAUUUAAAGACCACAUACGCAAUGCAGUCAUAAAAGUCGAUGAGGGUCAAUUACAGAGGAACUUUACCAUUGACGAGUUGAAAUUCUGCCUUCGAAAAUUGGUCGGCUCGGCAUGUCAGUUAACCGACGAAAUCACUAUUUUCAAAAUGGCAUGUCAGGAAUAUAACGAAAAUGAAUACAAGAACUUGCAGCAGCGCGGAGUCGUUGUGAUCACCGGGGAUGAAACUACAAAUUGCAAGCAAGAGCCCUCAAACGUCUUGCGUACAUCCCUUGACGCGCAAAGUGACGCGCAAGAAGACAAUGGAACGAAUGACGUCUAG